Molecule: messenger RNA, 740 nt
Organism: Phanerochaete carnosa HHB-10118-sp
Lineage: Eukaryota; Fungi; Basidiomycota; Agaricomycetes; Polyporales; Phanerochaetaceae
Exons: 8
Coding region: 12-659 (215 amino acids)
Source: RefSeq, a predicted model, not a curated record
ACUCUCACAUAAUGGUGCUGUUCUUCGCCUCUACAGCAAUCGAUCCUCCUGCCGUGAUCUACAUGGGCAAGGACAAGUUCGAGAAUGAGGACCUCAUAAAGUAUGCGUGGCCACAGGAUGUCUGGUUUCACGUCGACAAGCUCUCGUCCGCACAUGUUUACCUGCGUAUGCCCGAGGGCAUGACAUGGGACGCCAUCCCCGAGGCACUGCUCGUCGACUGCGCGCAGCUGGUCAAAGCCAACUCCAUUGAAGGCAACAAGAAAGAUAACCUCACGAUCAUAUACACCCCUGGAGACAACCUGAAGAAAACGGGAGACAUGGCCGUCGGACAAGUAUCCUUCCACAACGAUAGGCAGGUAAAGCGAGUGUAUGUUCUACAGCGUGAAAACCCGAUUGUAAAUCGGUUGAACAAGACCAAAGUCGAGCGCGAAGUUGACCACGAGCAGGAGCGCGUCGAGCGAAUAAAGCAAGAGACCGCCAUAAAACGCACUGCGGCCCAAGCAAAGAAAAAGGCAGAUGCGGAGCUUGCGAAGCAGAGAGAGGCGGAGAAGAUUGCGCGCUCGUAUGAUUCGCUCUUCUCAGGAGGCGACGACUUUGAAGAAGGCGAACUAGACAAGCCAAAGAAGUCUGUUAGGGAGCUCGAGGAGGACUUCAUGUAACAUCCGACCGCCUCACGCGAUCCUCAUGUGUACACUGCUUGUAUGUAACCACUAGCACCGAAUUGUCAGCAUAUCCCAAAC